Messenger RNA from Funneliformis geosporum, 354 nucleotides. The record is from the annotation of a GenBank genome assembly. Lineage: Eukaryota; Fungi; Glomeromycota; Glomeromycetes; Glomerales; Glomeraceae.
AUGAAUUAUCUUGUUGACGGUGACGCGUUCCUUAAGUUAACUAAAAAAAGAUAUUAUAGAAUGCAAUGUGCCUCUUGGACUAGUCGUAAAAAUUGUGGGGUUGAACAAGGACAGACAUUUCAAAAUCCACCGAGCUGGUGUCGGUUCUUAUGGACAAUUUCAAAGAAUGAUGGUUUACCGCAAGCAGGCACUUUUGAUAAACAAAGAGAUUCCUUCAACCUAAAUCAGCUCCAUAUCGACCUAUUUCGAAAUACUGAAAACAAAAAUAAGAAGGUUGACACGGAACUCGGUGCACCUGCACCGGAUUUCAUCUGGUCUAAAUUUCGUGAUGUUAGUCCAAAUCAAGUUACAUGA